GGUCACGAGGAUGAAGUGUUUGUUCUGGAGCCACAUCCCUUUGAUCCGAGAAUCCUUUUCUCAGCGGGGCAUGAUGGGAAUUGUAUCGUGUGGGAUCUAGCCAGAGGAGUGAAGAUCCGCUCCUAUUUCAACAUGAUUGAGGGCCAAGGGCACGGAGCGCUGUUUGACUGCAAAUGCAGUCCAGAUGGGCAGCACUUUGCAGCCACCGAUUCCCACGGUCACCUGCUCAUCUUUGGUUUCGGCUCCAGCAGCAAGUACGACAAGAUAGCAGAUCAGAUGUUCUUCCAUACCGACUACCGGCCACUGAUCCGGGAUGCCAAUAACUACGUGCUGGACGAACAAACUCAGCAAGCUCCACACCUAAUGCCCCCUCCCUUCCUGGUGGAUGUGGAUGGGAAUCCACAUCCACCAAGAUACCAGCGGCUAGUGCCCGGAAGGGAGGACUGCAGGGAUGAGCAGCUGAUUCCUCAGAUGGGGGUCACUUCCUCAGAGUCAGCAGAUUAG
Molecule: messenger RNA, 504 nt
Organism: Neolamprologus brichardi
Lineage: Eukaryota; Metazoa; Chordata; Actinopteri; Cichliformes; Cichlidae
Source: RefSeq, a predicted model, not a curated record